This is a messenger RNA of Oncorhynchus tshawytscha (Chinook salmon), 1702 nucleotides long. Its product is annotated as putative methyltransferase DDB_G0268948. Gene Ontology annotation, molecular function: S-adenosylmethionine-dependent methyltransferase activity. Bases 280 to 1095 code for a protein of 271 amino acids. The record is from RefSeq and is a predicted model, not a curated record. The transcript has 7 exons. Lineage: Eukaryota; Metazoa; Chordata; Actinopteri; Salmoniformes; Salmonidae.
GGAUGCCAAUCGCCGUUAAACCUCAUCGAAUAAGAAGCUGUUACAGCUGUUUGGCAGCUUUUUUACGUUUCAAUAUUAACAUUUGCCUUUAUAUUCGUGAGGUUGUUUGGCGACUGAAGUUUACUUCCAGAGGCUUGCUUCCGAGUGUCGUUGAUUAGGGUGUGGACAGAGCGCUUUCUGUGAGACAGCAGGUCCUAAGUGAAGGAGUAGGUCUGUCUGCUGAGUCACUGCAAGCAGGAAAGAGCACUAGGCUAGCGGAGCAGCUUACCGCAGAGCACCAUGACCUACCGGCUGUUUGAGGAGAAAGACCAUGCCUCCAUCUACCAGAGGUACCGCUUUGUACCCCCAGAGGAGAUCAGAGACAUCAUCCUACAUUACCUGGAAAGGAAGAAAGUCCAGCCUCAUGCCCUAGCUGUGGACCUGGGCUGUGGGACGGGGCAGAACUCACGCCUGAUGGCCCCACACUUCCAGGAGGUGGUGGGCAUUGACAUCAGCGAGUGCCAACUGGAGGAGGCCAGGGCAGUGACAGGGUUCAACAACAUCACCUACAGGAAAGGGACAGCUGAGGAGCUGCCGUUUCCGGAUGCUUCUGUGGACCUACUGACUGCAGCCUCAGCGGCCCAUUGGUUUGACCAGCAGCGGUUCCUCUUGGAGGCAGGCCGGGUCCUGAAGCCUUGUGGCUGCAUGGCUCUGCUUGGCUUUGCUGAUAACUUCAGACUCCAUUACGGCUCAUGUGGGGACAGACUCACUGACAUCUGUGAUGAGUUCAAGAAGGUGCUGUUACCAUACACCAGCACACAGGUAGCCGUGUCCAACACCAAACUAAAGGAGCUUUACACUGCUAUCCCCUUCCCUGACAAAGAGAGGAUUGAGUGUAUCCCACUGAAGCAGCAGAUCUCAGUGAGGAACAUAGUGGGCUUCAUGGAGUCCUUCUCCACGUACCAGGCCUUCCAGAGGGCCGAGCCUGAUGCUGCCACCACACUGCUGCAGAGAACACUCGACAGGUUUCUGAAGGAGAUGGGAGUCACAUCACCAGACACACUCAUGGAAGUGACGCUGGAGUAUUUCUGUGUCCUGGCGUCUAAACCGGAGUGAACACUCUUUACAGUGUGAAUGUGUUUGUGUGUAGACAGAUGUUUCUUAAGCUCGUGUCAAUCAUGUUUAAGCUGUUGUUAAGUAGUAUUCUGUUCACAUAAGAUGUCAUUGAAGUCCCUUUGGUUUUGUCCAUUCUUUUAUACAUUGUAAUGUAGAGCAAACUAUUAGCCUUAGUCACAUCAUUAUCAAAAUGCUUGCCACAUUUAGUAUCUUCCUUGCCUGAGAUUUACAAUAAAAUGUGUCUGCAGACACAAUCAUAACUUUUGAAUAUUAUUUAACUUCAGGGCUGUAUCAAGUGUCUCAGAGUAAUAUUAGUGUGUGGAUUUUAGGAUCAGUUUUUCCUUUUAGAUCACAAUGAAAAAUAUAACAUGGGCAAGGGGGUAUCUGAUCCAAGAUUAGCACUCCUAAUCUGAGACAAUUAAUACUUACACAGCCCAAUUCUGAUUUUUUUUUUCUUCACUAAUUGGUCUUUUGAUCAGGUCUGAAAAAGAUGUGGUUGUGAUUGGUAAAAAUAUCAGAAUUGGGCUGACUGUCUAAACGCAGCCAUACGGCCGCAGAUGUUUUGUUGGUUUCUUUUUAAUAUGCUGUAUGCAUGGGUUCAACCCAA